AUGCCGAAUACAAGCGAACUAGAGAUUAUAGGAAUAUUAACAAUAAAUGGCAAUAAAGGACAUAAUGAUCAACUACUCAUUGAUAAAUCGUCAACACCUUCAAAUAAUUCUAUUUCACCUUCGCCAGCUAGACAAAUAAAUGAAAAUUCUAAAAAUACUGAAACAGUAGGUGAAAAUCAAAAUCCCGAUCCGGCCGAUCCCGUAAUAGUAAAUAAAAUAUCCAGACCAAUUAGAUCUAGAAAACCGCCUCAGCGAUAUUCUCCAAGUGAUUAUGCUUAG
This is a messenger RNA of Macrosiphum euphorbiae (potato aphid), 279 nucleotides long. NCBI's taxonomy places the organism in Eukaryota, Metazoa, Arthropoda, Insecta, Hemiptera, Aphididae. The record is from the annotation of a GenBank genome assembly.